This is a messenger RNA of Racocetra fulgida, 884 nucleotides long. NCBI's taxonomy places the organism in Eukaryota, Fungi, Glomeromycota, Glomeromycetes, Diversisporales, Gigasporaceae. The record is from the annotation of a GenBank genome assembly.
GCGUGGAAAAUAGCGGAAUAAUGUUUAAUAGAAAUUUGGAUGAAUGGAAAAUUAAUCGCGAGUUUUUCAUAAGAAUGGCAAUGUCAAAAAAAUUUUUAAAAAUGCUUACAAAAAAAACUUAUGAAAAUGCUACAGAUAUGUUUAAAUUAUGGGAUGUUAUGAUAAAAGACAAUCGAGAUGUCGAUUUGGCCAAAUGGCUAGAAAAGUUCGCUGGGGAUAUGGCGGUCUCAACAUCAACUGGACUACAUGCUUAUUCAAUGUUUACUUAUUUUAAUUCGCAUGCUCCUGGCAUAAGUUACUACGACAACAAGAUUUUUAAACCUGUAAAAGAUUUGGAAAACCUUUUACUUGAACUAAUUCAAAGAAGACGUGCGGAAAUCGAUUUAUUAUCCAACGAUACUUUACUUCCGUCCGACUUUUUAACAUUGCUUCUUACUGUCAACACACCACGAGAUCUAGAUCAUGCUUUAUAUAAGUCAUUAAGCCGAUCGUUGAAAGAUCAUGAAAUUUUUGGCGUUAUUAGAGACAUUUUCUUGGGUGCCAUUGAAACGCCUGUAGAAGUUGGUGGAGAUCUAUGGAAAGAAGAACAAUUAUUUGUAUUAAAUUACCAGAAAAUAAAUAGUAAUAAAAAUGAUUGGAUUGAUGCUGAAAUUUUUGAUCUCGAAAGGUUUUUGAAGAAUGAGAAUAGUAAGCGAUCAAUAAAUGCUAAAGAAGCAAAUAAUAAAAGGGCGUUUGCAACAUUUGGUGUACUUUUGGUGGCAGUCUUAAUGAAAUACGAUAUGGAAUUUGUAAAUAAAGAUCAAGGAUUGGACUUAAUUUGGGCUUCAUCUUAUCAUUGGCGAGAACUUAAAGUCCGUCUAAGACCUAGAAUGCAGGAUACAUAA